AUGUCCCUUACCAUGCUACCUUUCAUAGCGCACCUCAUACUGCGGCCACCGCAGCCGCUGCAGCUGCUGGAGCCGCUGCCGCAGCACAGUGGACUGGGGCGGCGCUCCCUUCUUGUAGCAGGCGUCGGAGGGGCUCUGGCAGACCUUGCAUCGGGCGCGCUGCAGGAGGCCACAUCCCUCGUGGCCCAGGGCCGUGCCAAAGCAGCCGACGCCUGGCAAAGCGGCGAGCAGAGCGCGCAGCAGCUGGAUGCGGACACGCGCGCACUGGCGGCACAGAAGGGCGCUCUGGCGCAGGAGACGCUGGGGCAGGCGGCGGCGGCGGCGGUUGCGGCGCGCGCCAGGGCCGCCCAACGCUCCCGUGACGCCGUCGUCGCCGCCCUGUCCGCCAAGGAGGCCGCCCUGCCCGGCGCCAGCACGACACCCGCCGGCGCCGUCGCAGUGGCGCACGCCGCGGCCAGCCCCCUGCCCUCUGCGGACGCGGCCGCCGCCGCCCCCGCAGCAGGCGCCGCGGCGCCGGUCGUGACGACCCUGGCGGCCCAGCCGCUGCCGGUCACGGCUCAGGUGCCCCUGGCGGCGCUGCCGGCGCUGCUGGGGCCGCAGACGGCCGCUGACGUCACCGCGGCCAUCAGCGCCGCCUCGGCCCCUAGAACUACCCAGGUCGACCCAGACAUUGCUGCCGCCCUGGCCGGCGGGCAGGUCAAGGGCGAGCCCCUGCCCCAGAGCGUCGCGGCGGCGCAAAGCGGGCCGACCGAGGGCCGCAGCGGCGGCGGCGGCGGCGGCGCGGUCAGCGGCACCGGCGCCGCGCAGCAGCCGGUGUUUGUCAACAACCUGGCCAGGCGCACCUCGACGCAGAGAAUGGGGCCUUGA
Monoraphidium neglectum is the source of this 867-nucleotide messenger RNA. RefSeq lists its product as hypothetical. Bases 1 to 867 code for a protein of 288 amino acids. The transcript has 2 exons. Lineage: Eukaryota; Viridiplantae; Chlorophyta; Chlorophyceae; Sphaeropleales; Selenastraceae. The record is from RefSeq and is a predicted model, not a curated record.